Molecule: messenger RNA, 2595 nt
Organism: Epithele typhae
Lineage: Eukaryota; Fungi; Basidiomycota; Agaricomycetes; Polyporales; Epitheliaceae
Product: DNA helicase
Exons: 16
Coding region: 1-2595 (864 amino acids)
Biological process (GO): nucleotide-excision repair; transcription initiation at RNA polymerase II promoter
Cellular component (GO): transcription factor TFIIH holo complex; nucleotide-excision repair factor 3 complex; transcription preinitiation complex
Molecular function (GO): ATP binding; 3'-5' DNA helicase activity; DNA binding
Source: RefSeq, a predicted model, not a curated record
AUGUCGAACAAACGAGCUGCAGAUGGUCCCGCGGACUCCUCUUACCCGGCGAAACGAAGCAAAAAGGGCCAGGACGAUGACGACUACGUAGAUGUGGACAACUUCCAAGAAGUCGAGAUCGAGUCUCCGCCGGAAACUCCUCUCGUCCCGCGUGGUGCGACCAUCAAUUUCACGGCUCUUACUCGCAAACUUGCCGAUGCACGAGGUCCGAGGGAUGGCGAGGAUGGCGAGGGGUCCAGUCUAAGUGCACACAGAAGGCAGCAAGACGCUCUCGUGUCGCAUAUAUUCCAGCAGCUGGACUUCUCCUGGCUGCACCUGAAGCUUGAUCACGCUUCUCGGCCCAUUUGGAUCAGCCCAGAAGAUGGUCACAUCAUCUUGGAGGCGUUUUCACCCAUUGCCGAGCAAGCUCAAGACUUUCUCGUCGCCAUUGCUGAGCCAGUCAGCAGACCUGCGUUCAUUCAUGAAUACAAGCUUACAUCCUACUCUCUCUAUGCCGCCGUGUCUGUUGGUCUACAAACGGAAGACAUAAUAGAAGUCUUGAACCGUCUGUCAAAGGUGCCUGUCCCGGAGUCCAUAACUACUUUCAUUCGAGAAAGAACACUAUCGUACGGUAAAGUCAAGCUCGUCUUGAAGCACAAUAAAUACUUCGUCGAAUCCAGCCAUCCGGAGACGCUCCAGUUCCUCUUGAAGGACGGGACUAUCAGGGGUGCGCGUGUGCACUCUGAAAAGGUGGACAACAGUAUCCGCGCAGCGACGUUCACAACCUCGAAAGCGCCAGUGAAGGGAAACCUUGUGAUCCCAGGUACCAAAGAAGCCGAGAAGAAGAACGACGCCAACGGCAAGGCUGGUAUCAACGGAAAGACCGAUGCGGAACUAUUCACAUCCGUCGUUGGAGUUGAUCAGGAUGAGGUCGAGGAAGAUGACGACAAUGUCCACGCCUUUGAAAUUGACGAUGGGAAGAUAGAUGACGUGAAGAAGCGGUGCAAUGAGCUCGAGUACCCCAUGCUCGAGGAGUACGACUUCCGAAACGACACUGUGAAUGCCAAUCUGGAGAUCGACCUCAAGCCAUCCACCGUCAUUCGGCCAUACCAAGAGACCAGUUUGAGCAAGAUGUUUGGAAAUGGUCGUGCGCGCUCGGGGAUCAUUGUCUUACCCUGCGGUGCUGGGAAGACCCUUGUGGGGAUUACUGCAGCUUGCACCAUCAAGAAGUCAUGCCUGGUGCUCUGUACCUCGUCGGUAUCCGUGAUGCAAUGGCGCCAACAGUUCAUUCAGUGGUCCAAUGUGACGGACAAGCAAAUUGCCGUCUUCACGGCCGAUCAGAAAGAAAAGUUCGCUGGGGAUAGCGGAAUCGUAGUCUCCACGUACUCCAUGGUUGCAAACACCCACAAUCGCUCUCACGAGUCCAAGAAGAUGAUGGACUUCUUAACAUCGCGCGAAUGGGGUUUCAUCCUUCUUGACGAAGUACACGUUGUCCCCGCAGCCAUGUUCCGUCGCGUCGUGACUACAAUCAAGGCGCAUUCAAAGCUCGGUCUCACAGCCACCUUGGUUCGAGAGGACGACAAAAUCGCGGAUCUGAACUACAUGAUUGGCCCGAAGCUGUAUGAAGCCAACUGGAUGGAACUUGCAGCCAAAGGACACAUUGCCAAUGUACAGUGUGCCGAAGUAUGGUGUCCCAUGACCCCGGAGUUCUAUCGCGAAUAUCUCAGAGAACAGUCGCGCAAGCGAAUGCUUCUAUAUUGCAUGAACCCACGGAAAUUCCAGGCGUGUCAGUUCCUCAUCAAGUACCACGAGGACCGGGGAGACAAGAUAAUUGUCUUCUCCGACAACGUUUUCGCUCUAGAGGCUUACGCCAAGAAACUCGGGAAGCUGUACAUUCAUGGCGGUACGGGCCAGACGGAGCGCAUGCGUAUCCUGCAACAUUUCCAACACAGCCCGCUUGUCAACACGAUUUUCUUGUCGAAGGUCGGCGAUACCUCCAUCGACCUGCCCGAGGCCACCUGCCUCAUCCAGAUCUCUUCGCAUUUCGGAUCUCGCCGGCAGGAAGCACAACGGCUGGGCCGCAUCUUGCGGGCAAAGCGGCGAAAUGACGAGGGCUUCAACGCCUUCUUCUACUCACUCGUCUCCAAGGACACCCAGGAGAUGUUCUAUUCGACCAAGCGCCAGCAAUUCCUGAUCGACCAGGGCUACGCCUUCAAGGUGAUCACCCACCUCGACGGCCUCGAGGACCUCCCCGACCUCGUGUACAAGACCAAGCCGGAGCAGAUCGAGCUCCUCUCAUCCGUGCUGCUCGCGAACGAGUCCGAGGCCGAGCUCGGCACGGACGUCCGCGCCGGCGAGGGCGACCUCGCGGGCACGAUCACCUCCAAGGACUUCGGGCUGCCGACGCGCAAGGCACCGGCGGUGCAGCGCACGACGGGCAGCCUCACCGCGCUCUCCGGCGCGCAGCACAUGUCGUACGUGGAGCAGAACAAGAGCGCGAACCGCAAGCUCGCGCGCGAGGCCGCCCCGCGCCACAAGCUGUUCGCGAAGCGCGACAAGGAAGCCGCCGCGGCGCGGAAGGAGGCGAGGACCACGACAAAGCCGGGCCCGGCUUGA